AGGAUACGGGCAGUCCCAGCCUACUCUGGUUUCCAGAGAGAGUCGCUCCGAGUAGCUCUAGCUCUGGCUGAGUGGGGGCGUGCCUUCGACGUGCUUGGCUCGAUUGGCUGGCCUUCCUCACGGUAACGGUCGUGCAGGCGGGGAUCCAACAGUUGAGCCGAGCGGGGUUGGGCCGGCUGCUCGUGGAAGAUGAGCGGCUUAGGAAGAUGAAGAUCCAGUUUCAGACUCACUGGGUGAUCAUUUCAUUGAGAUAUCUUGAAUGACCAGGUGUGAAGUGCAAGAGGAAUGUGCAAUGACUGAGGUAAAUACAGUAAGGAAAUUGAGUAAGGAAACUGAAGUUUAGAAGGAUCAAGUAACUGCUUAAGACAAUACAGGCAACUCAAAUUAUUUUAUUGCCAACCUCUACCUCUUUUGAUUCUGUAAGAGAAACUGUGCCUCCAGCAACCCCUCAAUCCCAGGAAUCCAGUCAAUUAUCAGACAGAUUCAUGAUUGAAAAACAGCAGGAGGAAGCAGAAUGGGAAAUCACAAAUGUGCUGUUACUGAGGCAUGGAUUAAAACCUUUGUCCCUAGUCAAAAGAACAGAUCUUACAGAUCUUAUCAUUUUUGAUAAACAGUCAUCACAAAGGAUGAGGCAGAAUUUGAAAAUGUUGGUGGAAGAAACAGAUCGUCAACAGAAUGUGAUACAAGAGCUCAUAGAAACUAAUCAGCAGCUUAGGAAUGAGCUUCAACUAGAAAAAAACCGAGCAGCACAUCAGGAACAACGAGCUAAUGACUUGGAACAAAUUAUGGAGAGUGUGAAAUGCAAAAUUGGUGAAUUGGAAGAUGAAUCUGUAAAUAGGGUCUGCCAGCAACAAAAUCAAAUGAAAGAUCUUCAAAAGGAGCAUAGAACUUUACAGUCAAAAUGCCAGCAUUAUAAGAAGAAACAACUGGAACAGCAUCAGACUAUUGCUUCUUUGCAAAAGGAUAUCUGUCGAUUAAAAAAAGAGGAAGAAGAACGAGUUAUCACUCAAAACAGAGUGUUUGCCUAUCUCUGCAAAAGAGUUCCUCACACAGUCUUGGAUAAACAGUUGCUUUGCUUGAUUGACUACUAUGAAUCUAAAAUUAGGAAAAUCUUUACACAAAGGCAAUAUAGAAAAGAUGAAAGUCAAUCAGAAGAAGAAAAGGAUUACAGAAAUCUUAAUGUUUCACGACCUUACAAAGGCCUUCUAAUGUCAUUACAGAAUCAACUCAAGGAAUCAAAUUCUAAGAUUGAUGCACUUUUAAGUGAAAAGCUAAAACUCCAAAAAGAUUUAGAAAACAGGCCCACACAACAUGAAUUAAGACUUUAUAAACAACAAGUGAAGAAACUGGAGAAAGCCCUCAAGAAAAACAUAAAACUACAGGAGCUAAUCAGUUAUACAAAAACUGAGGACACAGAGAAAAAAGAUGAAGCCAACAAAGAAAACCAGCAACAGGCUUUAAUUGACCAGAGAUACUUUCAGGUACUAUGUAGCAUCAAUUCAAUUAUUCACAAUCCAAGAGCUCCAGUAAUAAUUUAUAAACAGAGCAAAGAAUCCCAGCAUUUUAACAAAGACUUUGUUCAAGACUAUGGAUUUGAACAUCUUGUUCCUAUAAUAGAAAUGUGGGCAGAUGAACUGACAUCCCUGAAGGAUUUGUAUAAGUCCUUGAAAAUACUAUCUACAGAACUGGUGCCUUGGCAUAACUUUAAGAAACAGGAUGUAAGUGAAGGCGUCAGAGUUGAAGACCUGCUGUUUAUGGUAGAUGCCAUGUUGGAAGAAGCUGAAAAUAAGAAAAAGGAUAGCAACACGCCAAACUUUCAAACUUUGCAAGCUAUUGUCUCUCACUUCCAAAAGUUAUUUGAUGUACCUUCUUUAAAUGGAGUCUAUCCCCGAAUGAAUGAAGUUUAUAGUAGGCUUGGAGAAAUGAACAAUGCUGUGAGGAACCUCCAAGAACUCCUAGAACUAGAUAGUUCAUCCUCAUUGUGUGUGCUGGUAAGCACAGUUGGAAAAUUGUGUAGGCUGAUUAAUGAGGAUGUGAAUGAGCAGGUUAAACAAGUAUUAGGACCCGAAGACCUCCAAAGCAUUAUCAGCAGACUGGAAGAACAUGAGGAAUUUUUCCCAGCGUUUCAGGCAUUUGCUAAUGAUCUACUUGAAAUCUUAGGGCUGUCAGAGCAAGGGAGACAGCGAGUGUCCUGUAGGUGUGCCAAUACACUGGAAAAGUCCUGGCAAGUCAAAGUGUAACUGCAAAGUUAAAUUUAAGAAAUUGAUGACUUGGAUGCCAUUGUACCUGCAGUAAAGAAAUUAAAAGUACUUUCAUACUGAAACAAAUCAAAUCAUUUUAGUGUGUAAAUUGCAUUUUUGCCAUUUUAACUAUUCUAUGGAUUUGGUCUUAUCUUGAGCUAAAAGGUAUAAAAUAUAUUUGCUUUCAGAAUUCAUCCUCUUAGUAGUGGGUGAUUCUCCUUAUAGUUUUUUUUUAUUAACUUUGAGAUUCUUUUAUAAAAAAUGGCUAAGUUGUUAAAAAGUUGGUAAAUUAGUAAAUUAACUCUAGAUUCCUUAAUCAUAUUUUAAGCAGUUCUUGAGUGCUUAAAAUUUAGGGUAGAGUUUGUGAGUAAAAGACCCAGAGAGAGAGAGUAUGGAAAUAAUGGAAAAGUUGUAUUUAAGUUAAAGAUUUACUCCCUUCUGUUCGGGCAAAAGGAAUGCCAAGUCUAGUCAGCUUUCCUGGCAAGGAUUAAUUGGUGUUCUAUUAAGAUAUCCCUCAUGGCAGUUUUUCUUUUAGAGCAGGAAGGAGGAAAAAAAGAAAAAAAUUUGUAUCUUUGUUUAGACUAGGAAAUCGUGGAAUAAAAUAGGUGACUAGAUAAAAGCUCCUCUUUUUAAUGUCUUUUUUGUAGUCUUCAUGUAAUGUGCUUUUAUAAGGAGAUUCAAUCUCAAAUAAAAGUUUUGUAAAAAAUA
This is a messenger RNA of Cavia porcellus (domestic guinea pig), 2948 nucleotides long. RefSeq names its product centrosomal protein 70 (gene Cep70). Gene Ontology annotation, biological process: regulation of microtubule cytoskeleton organization; cilium assembly. NCBI's taxonomy places the organism in Eukaryota, Metazoa, Chordata, Mammalia, Rodentia, Caviidae. The coding region runs from base 486 to 2240 and encodes 584 amino acids. Gene Ontology annotation, cellular component: centrosome. Gene Ontology annotation, molecular function: gamma-tubulin binding. The record is from RefSeq and is a predicted model, not a curated record. The transcript is spliced from 20 exons.